AUGGCCUCGGGAGUUGGGCUAGUGACUGUGCCCCGCCAUAUGCGAAGUCCUGGCGAGGAUGGCUAUCGAACACCAACUAUCGAAGAUGCCGACCGCACUAUCUCGAUUCUUGGUGUUACAGACAGCCCUCGAAUCGUUGCUCGUGACGUGCACGCUUCCGCGUUAGAGGAAACUUUGCAAAAACUCUCGUCUAGGACUACCGACCAUCGGUCCAAGAGAGAAUCAAGUGUUUGGGCUGAGCCCAAUGGCCAACAUCUUGAUCGUAUACGUACAGACCCGUCAGCGGAUCAUCUGAGUUGGAAAAAACGAAUUCGGCAUGUCACAUGGGCAUAUUUCACUUUGACCAUGGCCACUGGAGGUUUGGCGAACGUUCUAUACGAAGUUCCAUAUCGCUUCCGAGGACUAGAGACCAUUGGAAUUAUCGUCUUCUUGUUCAAUAUUGUGCUUUAUCUAUUUAUCUGGGGGCUUCUGCUCGCUAGAUUUUAUUUUUAUCCUUAUACCUUCAAGGCCUCAUUCCUUCAUCCAACGGAAUCCCUGUUUAUUCCCGCAUCAAUGGUGUCUUUCGGGACCAUCCUGAUCAAUGUCUCUCAGUAUGGACCAGAAAAGGCGGGCCCGUGGUUGCUCGAAGCUGUGGGCAUUCUCUUCUGGAUUGACUGCAUCCUAGCAGUGUCGUUCUCUGCCGGUAUCUAUCUUAUACUAUGGUCAACACAAACAUUUACAAUCGCCCAAAUGACCCCCAUAUGGAUCUUUCCUGCUUACCCCAUGCUUAUCAUGGGUCCGCAUGCUGGUAUUCUGAGUGGGAAGCUCGAACCUUCACGUUCGCUCCGCAUAAUUGUGGGAGGGAUAACUAUUCAAGGUGUCGGGUUCUUAGUGUCACUAAUGGUCUACUCGGCCUUUAUCUACCGACUCAUGACCCAAAAGCUUCCAAAAGAAAACAUGCGCCCCGGUAUGUUUGUCUCGGUUGGACCUAGUGGCUUUACGGUCGCUGGCCUGGUAAAUAUGGCCUCCGAAGCCAAGCGGUGUUUUCCGGCGGAUUUCAUGGGCAAUGGCCCUCUGGCGGCUGAUAUCUUGAGAGUCACAGUCGACUUUGCAGCCUUGUGGCUAUGGGGAUUGGCAAUAUUCUUCUUUACCAUCGCUAGUGCUGCCCAUUGGUCGGCUAUCGGACCAGGUCGGAUGGUCUUUUCAAUGACCUGGUUCUCAUUUGUUUUCCCGAAUACUGCUUUGAUCACUGCUACUUUUGCUAUUGGGAAGGCAUUUUCUUGUGAUGCCAUUAAUAUCGUUGGGACGGCAGCAGUGCUUCCACUGCUGUUGAUGUAUUUCUUUGUUUGCUAUAUGAUGAUCCGAGCCGUUCUCCAGCACCAAAUCUUGUGGCCACAGAAAGGCGAAGAUCGGGAUGAGGGCGGAUUUGAAAUUCAGCUUGUGAAUCUCGCUGGGGAAGAAUCCGAGGAAAGUACUGCUGUUUAA
This is a messenger RNA of Penicillium verhagenii, 1464 nucleotides long. Its product is annotated as tellurite-resistance/dicarboxylate transporter family protein. Bases 1 to 1464 code for a protein of 487 amino acids. Gene Ontology annotation, biological process: malate transmembrane transport. The transcript is spliced from 4 exons. The record is from RefSeq and is a predicted model, not a curated record. Gene Ontology annotation, cellular component: membrane. NCBI's taxonomy places the organism in Eukaryota, Fungi, Ascomycota, Eurotiomycetes, Eurotiales, Aspergillaceae. Gene Ontology annotation, molecular function: malate transmembrane transporter activity.